Messenger RNA from Haplochromis burtoni (Burton's mouthbrooder), 5843 nucleotides. It is a transcript of the gene yeats2, whose product is annotated as YEATS domain containing 2. Gene Ontology annotation, cellular component: NuA4 histone acetyltransferase complex. The coding region runs from base 243 to 4568 and encodes 1441 amino acids. Gene Ontology annotation, biological process: chromatin remodeling; regulation of transcription by RNA polymerase II. Gene Ontology annotation, molecular function: histone binding. The transcript is spliced from 30 exons. The record is from RefSeq and is a predicted model, not a curated record. NCBI's taxonomy places the organism in Eukaryota, Metazoa, Chordata, Actinopteri, Cichliformes, Cichlidae.
AACAGCGGUCCCUUGUGGCUGUUUGGCUAAACUGCAAGGCUAACUAUCCACUAUUUAGUUAGCUUACUUGUAGAGCUCGAGAUUUAGCAAUUCCCUAAACACGAGUGUGGUCUGAAUAUACUAAAAACGCAACGGAUAUGCUCACGUUGAAUUAAAAAAACACACGCCUUUCAAAGAAACGUUGCUCCACAUCACAGAGUACUCCAGAAAAUUUGCAUUUUGUACAGCCUGAACCGGAAGCCAUGUCGGGAAUUAAAAGGAAGAUAGAGGGCAAUGAUCCCGACUAUGAGGACGUUUCUCUGGUCCAAAACAGUAAGAGAAACAAGGCGGCUGAACAUAGUGCUCGAGAAGCAACAGUUCAGAAGAUUGAAACCAUCAUCAAGGAGCAAUUUUCUUUGGAGAUGAAGAACAAAGAGCAUGAGAUAGAUGUGAUAAGUCAGCGUCUUAAUGAAGCCAGGAGGAUGAUGGACAAGCUCAGGGCAUGCAUAGUAGCUAAUUACUAUGCCAGUGCUGGACUGACAAAGCUCUCAGAGCAUACCUCCAAGAGCGACCCUGCUGUGCUGAACCAUCCAGCCAUCCGACGCUUCCUGGAGUCUCCUUCCCGUUCUUCUUCCCCUCUCAACCAGGGCUCUGAGACUCCAUCGUUAGUUCAAUCAGAGUCCGAGUCUCUCUCACAGCAAGGAGAUGGUGCUGAGAGGAAUGGAGAAGGGUCUUGGAGAGAGGACAGCAGCAGGCAGGAGCGCAGACCCGGACGCAACACAGGCAAAGACACAUUUGGUGUACCAUCGUCUGCAGGCACAGAGCAGAGAGUGACCUACCACUCUACUGGGGACGAUGCAUCUAGACUUUAUGUGAAGAAGACAAUCGUAGUAGGAAAUGUAUCCAAGUACAUUCCACCUGAUAAGCGGGAAGAGAAUGACCAGUCUACUCAUAAGUGGAUGGUGUACGUCAGAGGCUCAAGGAGAGAACCUAGCAUCGACCACUUUGUCAAGAAAGUUUGGUUUUUCCUGCAUCCCAGCUACAAACCCAACGACCUCGUGGAAGUCAGUGAGCCUCCCUUUCAUUUAACGCGCCGCGGUUGGGGUGAGUUUCCUGUGAGGAUCCAGAUCCAUUUUAAAGACCCUCGCAACAAACGUAUUGACAUCAUCCACCAGCUAAAGCUCGACCGAACAUACACUGGACUGCAGACGCUCGGGGUAGAAACAGUGGUUGAUGUGGAGCUUCACAGGGAUUCUCUUGGGGAAGACUACAUCCCUCAGCCUUCUUCCUCCAAGGUGACUCACAGAGCAGCCAGCCCCACUUUGACUGCCUCUCUGGCCCAGACUUAUGGACGCUGUAGUUCUCCUGUGUCACAUGACUCCAGUGUAGACAAAGUUUUCAUAAAGACAGAGUCGGGGAGGCCUACAGGUGUUCAUAGCGCAGGCCUUGCUGCUGGUGAACACACUCCAACACGGCCCAAGGCCGGUGACAGAGUCACUCUGGGUUCCCAUGGCAACUCUGCCUUCCAGCCUAUCACAGCAAGCUGCAAGAUUGUUCCCCAAGGACAACCACCCAGUCCUGCUGAGUCUCCUGGGAAAUCAUUCCAACCAAUCACAAUGAGCUGUAAAAUAGUUUCAGGGUCACCCAUCUCCACACCCAGCCACUCCCCGCUGCCCCGCACACCCACGACCUCCACCCCUGUCCAUUGCAAGCAGAGCUCAUCCUCUGUGCUCAACAAUCCUUAUAUCAUUGUUGACAAACCGGGCCAGGUUAUCGGCAUGGCUUCCUCAUCCGCUGCCUCCACAGGAAGCCCAUCCACUAAACAGUCUGCCACUCAGGGCACUCGCUCCCCAGCACCUAAAGUUCACACUGGCACCUUCCUGUCCUCAGGGAUGAAGGUUAUUAUCAAGCAAGAGCCAGGGGAAGUUUCAACACAGCAACAGCCGAUGGUUUCCACAGUAACCAGUCAGCAACAGCAAGCUAGCGCUACAGCAGGACACCAGUUUGUUGCAGUGAAGGGGGGUCACAUGAUCUCCAUGUCGGCCCAGAAACAGACUGGUGGAGGGACAGGGGCCACUAGUAGCAAGAUGUUGGGUAUUCCUGUUAGCUCAGGGCUUCAGUCUUCAGUCAAACAGGUUGCUAUCAGCAGUGGACAAAUUCUGGUUGCCAAGGGCAACCCUUCUGUCUCCAAGGUGAUGAGUGGAAAGCAGGUUUUGGCUCAGGGAGUUGCUAAAGCCAUCGUCAGUGGAGCCAGUGGCAUUUCUGGACACCAGGGUACCAAGGCGGCUGGUGGUUCAGGUGGCAAGAGUGGAGUGAUGGCUACACUUCAGCUGCCAGCCAACAACUUAGCCAAUCUGGCCAAUUUGCCACCAGGUACCAAACUCUACCUGACCACCAACAGCAAGAACCCCUCGGGGAAAGGAAAGCUGCUCCUCAUCCCACAGGGAGCAAUCCUCCGGGCCUCCAGUGGAAGUCAGCAGUCCCAGAACAGCUCAUCAGCGGUCUCUGGGAGCUCUCACAACUCCUCCUCCUCUUCCUCUUCAAGCAAUCUACCUUCCAACCUCUCCUACACAUCUUAUAUCCUUAAACAGACCCCACAGGGUACGUUUCUGGUCGGUCAGCCCGCACAAGGUUCGGGGAAGCAGGGGAGUUCCGGUUCGGCAGGUCAUGCUGCAUCAUCUCCUGCAACUGCUAGCCAGCAGGCUAUUAGAGUGACAGCCGGACAGAAGGCAGCCAUCUUGGCUCAGGUGGUGGGCAGCUCCCAGGGUGCACAGGUGAAGUUGCCUGACGGCUCAGUUAAAACAGUAACGGCAGCGGGAGCAGGCCACUUGUCCAAGCCGGGCACCACCACGUUAAGGAUGACAGGUGGAGUCAUCACCGCUGCUAGCUCCACGCCUGGCUCUGUCAGCAGUGCGAGCCAACAACAGGCCCUCGAUGGUGGGAAGUCUGCUUCUCAGCAUCACUCACUCCUGAUGGCAGCCAACCAAGCAGCAGUAAUCAACGCAGCAAAGAACACCAGCGCCGCUGGUGGGGGCAGCAGCUUGUCGAAGGCAGCAGUGGCCUCCUUGGUGAAGGGUGCUGGAAACCCUGCUGCGAUCGCAAAGACUGCUGGAGGUUCAGCUGGUGCUGUAGUAACAGGUGCAAAGGGGAUCACCAAUAUGCCUGUUAUCAGCAUGUCCAAAGGUGUGGGUACUGUUGUGGGUGUGCCCAAAAUCAGCAGCAGCGGCGCAUCCCUGGUUUCUGCAACUUCGUUAGUCAGUGGAGUGGCAGCCGCCGGAGGAAAAACUGGUGCUGCUCUCUCGGGUAUGCUGAAGAUCCAUUCUGGAGGUUCCAGCUCCCAGCAGACUGUCUUAACCAUUCCUGCCAACCAGCUCAAGCAGCUGGGAGUUGGAAGUGGGUCCGGCGGACUGCAGACCAUCUUCAUGCCUGUGGGGAAAGUCGUGUCAAAGGGCCCAGUCUCCAGUACUCCUUCCUCCUCCUCCUCCUCUUCCACCACCCCUGGAGCACCUGGAGCUGGAGCCUCCCCAAGUCCUGCCAGCCAGGCCUCCCCCUCCCUUGCCCUGCCUCUGGUACAAGUGAAGACGGAGCCAGGUGCUGGCACAGCUGUCACAGCUGGUCCAUCACCCCCGGUGACUACUCCUGCCCCCGCUUCUUCUGUCCACGUUGCCUCUGCAGCUACCACAGUCAAACAGGAACAAGGGGCAGAAAACUCAUCGCACGACCUCAUCAACACUGAGCAUAUAGAAACCAUGAUGCAGCUGCUGACAGCCGUGGUGAAGAAAUUCCCUCUAAUUGUGCCAGAUAAGACCGAAGACUCACAUCCGUUUUGUGCCUCGUCGUCAGAACAGUAUUAUUCCUGGAAUAUUGGCAAGCGCAGAGCAUCAGAGCUUCAGCGAGCCGUAGCGGUGAAGCGGGUCGUCCAGGACGUGUUGGAUCGCUCGCCCCGUCUCCAGGCCCUCACCCCGCCAAAGACCAGAGAGGUGGUUCAGUGGUGUCGACAGAGGGGUUACACGCCGCCUGACCCCGAACCCCCACAACCCAAGAACGAUGACGAGUCCAUCGAGGACAUUCUCACUCAAAUCGAUAAUGAGCCUGAGUGCCCGUCGACCCUGAGUAGCAGCGAGGAGCUGGUGCUGCGUCUUGAGCAGAUGCAAGCUCUGCUCAAGACUGAGCCAGAGGAGGCGGAUGACGAAAUAGUCGACAUCAUCACGGUGACUCCUCCCUGCCACAAGCUAAAGGUCAAAGAGGAGGAACAGGAGGCUGACCCGGAGCCCAAAUUCUUCCUGGGCGCCAGCCUGUCCGAUCAGUUUGUCAGUGAAGCAGCUCAGCAGAUCGGGGUAACCUUCCAGCCGGUGGAGGUGGAGAAGAAUGUGUUCGCUCCAGUAAUCGAAGCCAUGAUUCUAAAGGCUACAGAACAGUUUGCAAGUGACAUCCUGAGAGAAGCGCUGGCUGGGGCCUACGCCAAAUCCCCUCCAAACAGGGCACCAAGAGAGAUCACAGCCAUGAACAUCCACCAGGCUGUCAGCAGCAUCCCCACCUGCGACUUCCUCACUAAUACACACAUGGGUUACCUGGCUAAGGACAACUGAGGCCUCCUCUACUUGACAUCGACUGGUUACUGACAAUGAGACAAAUCGACCGUGUUCGUGAUCACACUCGGUCCCGUUGGCUCAGGUUGCACAGCAGUAAUAAUGUACUGUAUUCAUUAAGUUGACCAUUGAAGGGCUCAGUUUGCUGCUCGAGCAGCUGCGUAGCAGCAAAGUAACAAAUGUUUCUAAUACUCUGUAACAUCUUAGUGCCGGUGCAUUGAAGCUUCGUGGGGCUCGUGUUAUUGGAUUUAGAGAAGCGAUUGUGCUCUUGCUUACCUCAAGAAAAGAUUAUUUUAAUGAUGAAGUGUUUUCUGCCAGACAGCUAGCUAGUCACUGGGAAAAUGAAGCCUGAGUGACUUGCAGGGUUAAAUAAUAAGAUCAGACAGCUGUCCCAUCUCCAGUGUACUGCAUCUCGCCAUCACAAUCACUGAAUUUUUGGAACUGGCUGAGUCUUUUAGCUCAGGUGAACCACAAAUUUAGCUGUUCGGAAACACACUGAGUAUUUUUCUAUCAUUUGGGCAGAGCAUACACAGCAGUUCUGCUGAAAGUGGCAUGGCAACCAGCAUUCAGCUUUUGAUGUGUUUCACGGUUACCUGGCAGAGGUAACGUCGAGCCUUGCAAGACAAACAGGCACGCAGGAAGUGUUUUCUAAGGCCCUUCAGAUGGGCUAAUAGAUUCAUCUUUUAUAGUCUGAAAUUAAAGGUGGAUUAUGCCACAGAGACACCGAUGAACUAAUAUGAUGCAGGAGACGGUGUAGUGUGAGAAUCAUUGUGAUUUAGAGAAAUUCGCUGUUAGUAUUUAUCUUCUGUUCAUGAACCAGCCCUGGCAGCACGCUGAAGUGUUUUUAAGCAUUGUGUGUAACAGCUGUAUUGUAUCUUAUCAUGUAAUGUAUAGUGUAUAUGACCAGUAUAUGAAGUAUGGUGUUUUCAGACACUGUUUAUUUUUCUAUCAAAUCUCAGCACCUGCGAUCAAUUACACCCCGACAGUAGUGAGUGUGUGUGUUUGGAUGUGUUUGCUGUAGUCCCCACAGAGGUCAGUGAAGUUGAUGUGUGUGUCUGUGUGCGUGUUGUGCUGUUGUUUCUGUUUAAUGUGCUGCUUUGUAUUACGUUCAUGUGUGAGAAUGAGUGGAUGUGUGUCGGGCUGAGUGACUCUGAUGCCUGUUAAACCAAAUCGUAUUAGUGUAGAAGACACCUAAACAUUGUAUUUUCAAUUUCAGUGCAAACCAAAAAUAUAAUCAAUAUUCUUGUAAUGAAUUUUAAAAACAAUUCUUGCAAA